Rhodotorula toruloides NP11 is the source of this 5136-nucleotide messenger RNA. RefSeq lists its product as uncharacterized. The record is from RefSeq and is a predicted model, not a curated record. Gene Ontology annotation, biological process: DNA repair. The transcript has 12 exons. Bases 1 to 5136 code for a protein of 1711 amino acids. NCBI's taxonomy places the organism in Eukaryota, Fungi, Basidiomycota, Microbotryomycetes, Sporidiobolales, Sporidiobolaceae.
AUGGCUGCUCAAGGCGGCGACAGCGAUGCAGAGUCGGACUGCUCGGCUCUCUCGUCGCUCUCUGCCCUUGCCGCCCGCUGGUCUUCCCUCGAAGAACCUACCCCACCUCCUCUCGUUCAGAGCGAAAUUGUCGCCUUUACAACGCGUCUAUCGGCGGUCAUGGAUGUUGAGCAGGAGGAGGAGUAUUCUGGGCACGACCAGCAGGCGCAAGCAGACCCCUCGACGCGUCGUUCGACUCGCGUACCCGUCUCGCCCGACGCGAAAAUUGGCCAAGUCGACGCUGGCUCAGAACCGUCUUGCACCCCCUCGGGAGUCGUCGAAGUCGGUUCAGGGAUUGCGAAGAAGCAGGCGCGCGGGCCGGCGAAGUCAGCAAGGGAGGACAAGAAGCGCUCGAGGUCGAAGAAAUGGCACACUCCGCGUGGCGACGACGAGUACGAGGGCAAGCAUGACCCGGCGCUUGCGAGGAGGUCGAGUAAAAGGAAUCGCGAGAGCCGCGAUGGAAGGCAGGCGGAACCGGGCCUGGCAAUUGCGUCGACUUCAUCUGCCCCUCCUCUCGACAGAUCUCUCGCUCGCAUUGACAUGAACCGCCCCCGCGUCAAGCGACCUCGCCCCUCUGAAGCCGACAUGCUGCGCUCGAAUGUGCCAGAAGCGACUCUCGACCUCGCCGGACUGACUCGCCGCGCCGUCAUCUUUGCUGCUUCGUCCGCUCAACCACCCGUCGCGCCUUCCGAGGACGACACACUCGGAUCGGCCAUCAAUGCGGGACCGUCGAGCAAGAAGGCGAGGCGGAAGGAGCGCGAGGUGCAGAAGAAGCUCACGAAGCAGAGUCGCGAACAGGCUGAACUCUCGCGCGACUUCUUCGCCUGCGCGCCGACCCUACUGUCGGACGACGACGAGAAGCCGUCGACGAGGAGCUCGAAGCGUCUGCGGUCCUCGAUCGCUCCGAGCAACACCUCACCACUCUCGCCAAUCGCCUCGACGUUCGCCGCUCAGCCACACUUCGACGGACUGGAGAUAAUCGAGAGUCGCGCACUCGUGGUGACACAAGCAGGCAUGAAGGAGGAUUCGAUACAGGAGGAGCGCAAGGACGGCGCGGCAUCGGGCAGGCCAAGGCGCGAGGUUGCGGAACUGUCGCGCGACAUUUGGGCCGUCCCGUCCGAGUCGAUCGCCGCAGACGAGAAGCCGACGACGAGGGCGUCAAAGCGUCUCCGCCUAGCCGAAUGUCCCGCUGUCGACUCAACCGCCGAAGAUGGAGGGUUGCCCGCCGGCGAACCGCCUACCGCGCCUCUCUUCGCCGUCGAGUCGCUCUCCGAACCUAUGACGGCCGACACAACAAGCGCGGAGGGGACGAAGCGCAAGAAGGCGGGGCGGAAGGAGCGCAAGCCGAAGGAGGAGCGCAAGAAGGCGAAGAAGGGUUCAGGCGGCGCAGGUCGCGAGGUCGCCCACCUGCAGCGCGAUUUCUUUUCGAUCUCAGCUGGCGAUGCGCUGGCGGAAGGGCCUGGACGGUCGACGAGGACGUCGAAACGUCCACGCGAGUCGUGCAUGAUCGUCUCUCCACCCGAACCGGCACCGACUUCAGCAGCGCCUGCCUUGAUGGACAUGGUCAUCGAGGCCGACCAGGCGAACCAGACUUUUGACGCCCCGAGUACGGAUCCGUCGAAUGGGCUCCUCAAGCGCAGCACGAGGCAGCGACGCCCACCCGCAAGAUUCGACGACGAUCCCGACAGGUUCACCAUUGUGCGCAAUGCGGAGAUCCUCGAGGAGCAAGAGAUGAGGGCGAGGAUGAGAAAGGAUUCCGCGACGAAGGCGACGUCUUCCACAACGGCUACCGCCGGACCUUCUCAGCCGGGCGAGACUACGAGGCAGUUGGCGAAGAAGCCGACGCCGCCUACUCUUCCGUCACUUGCGGAAAUCGGACUGCUCGAGCUGCCACUCCCGGAUCCGCUCAGCGUUCACCAAAAUUCGCCGACUACGCCUACACCUUUUCCUCCAGCACCCGCGACGGCUCCCGCUCUACCAGCCGCCUCCGUCUCUGCCUCGACCGCGCCCGUCAAGAAGACGAAGAAGGCGCGCAAAGCCGUUCCAAUUGUCCCGACAGACCCGUCAACCUUCCUCUGUCAGCCCGUCACCAGCGUUCCACCCGUUGAUGGCGCCUGCGUCUCCGGCUCGACCACGACUCCCGCGAACACUGUGCCAAAGAAGGCUCCCAAGCACCCGCAGGCGACCAAAGCUCGCGUUCGACAUCCUGCUCUCGACUCUCGCGCCUCGUGGGUCGAGCCGGAGAGGAACCUGACCUUGACGAAGGGCGGUCGUCCCCCGAUCUGGUGCGAAGGACGGCAGGAGCUGUGCGAGACGCUCAACUACUUCAAGGCGUAUCAGGGCGGACAUUACGACUCGCAAGAACGCUGUCUCGGCUACUUACUCGACGGCUUCGGCUCUGCCAACGACGUCUGUACCGACAAGGGCAAGGUUGUCAUCUCGCACGGCGGCGGAUGCGGCGAGGUCGUUCCCGUCACAUCAGCAACGUCGACCUCGAAAGCCACCUCGUCAAGCACGAUCAAGACUUCGAACGCCUCGUACAUCUACCGCCUCAAGUCGUCCCAGACUCGCGACAACCUCCGACUGCGCGCACUCUUCAACUGCCUCGAGACGCAGACACCCGUCGUCUUGCUCGCCGGAGCCGGCUGGACGUUCUUUCCGAAGUUGAGCUCGCUGGGAUCGAGGAUCAACGAGGACGGGGAGGAGGUCGACAAAGUCCGGUAUGCGGUGCUGGGACACUAUCUCGUGACGGACAUCUGGCCCGAAGGAGAACCGAUUGAAGACGACGCCACGUCGGAGGGAAAGGAAAAGCCCGGCCACUUCGUCAGGUUCAAGGUCCGCUUCGAAUGGGUUCCCACGCAAGGCAAGCCGUGGUUCGAGGAUCACAUCGGUGACGAGGCCACUUCGAAGGAAGCGACGCCCGAACCCUCGAGCCCCGCCAGCGACGCAGCAUCGCUCGACUCUGGCUUCGUCGACAUCAUGGAGCCGAACGCAGAUCAAGAGUCGACGGACGAAGGCUUCGUGACCUGCGAAGCAUGCCAUCAGACGCAUCGCCGAGUCUACCAGGAGCACGUCUCCUGUUACAACGAAGCUUGCUCGAACUUCUUCCUCGUCGACGGCGAGAUGCACCAUCCAUCGUCACUUACCUACCAGCCUUCCAUUCUCGCGCCAUCAGAUCUACCGCAGGAUACCCUCGUUCCACAGUCGCUCUUUCCUCGGACCCUCCAAUCGCUUUCUGGCGAAAGCGCUGCGGCCGACUACUCCGCCGAGGCGUGGCGCGGCUUUGGCUGCACAGCGUGCGGACGCCUCUCGAGUCGAGCGGACUGGAUCAAGCUGAAGUGCGCGGGGUGCGGCGCCGAGGGAAACACAAUGGGCAAGGCUUUCACGAUUCAGGAUUUGCGCAUGGAGGAACGCCUCGCUGCGAUCAAGGCUGGCAAGAUCCCGCCGUCGGACUACAAGCCGGUGCAGCCUGUCUUCGUCGAGCCGUCGAUGCGCGUCCGUCCGAUCCUCCACAUCCCAGGCUGGGAGGGCUACACCGUCGAGAUGCUCCCGCCAGUCACGUCCGAGGACGAUGAAGAAAACACUGCGAGUGGCAGCAGCGUUGGUCGAGCCCUGGCUCACCACCUCUGGCCCGUGGACGAGGAGGAGGCGGAAAUGGCCGACGCCCUCUUCGAAGGGUACCAAGGCGCCGAAGCGGGCGAACUCUUCCGUCGCAACAAGCUCUCGAGGCACCACGCUGUCGGCGGCCUACUUUGCCAGCAAUUUACGUUCAAUGCCGGCGAGCACUACCGCAACGCUAUCACCGCAAAGACGUACCCGUUCCCUCCUGCCGCUCUGGACGCAUCGUCCAUUGCGGACGACAACACGACCUACGCUCCCAAGUGCACUCGAGAAGCCCGCAACCACCUCAAAACGGUCGUCCAGCUUCUUGUCGGCCCGAACGAGCUUGCCGACUUCAACGAGAUCCUCUCGGUCGCGUACAUGAGCGGGGGCAAGAUGAACUACCACGACGACGGUGAACGCGGACUCGGUCCCUAUGUUGCCUCCGUCUCGCUCGGCAGCGACGCGCUGAUGACCUUCCGCGCCAAGGGGAAGAAGAAGACGCGUGCGUUCGGCGGAGGCGCUGGCCGAACGGGCAAGAAGGCGAAGGCUGCUGCAUCAGCGGACGAUGCUAAUGAGGAGACGGAGGAUGGGGACGGGAAGAAGGCUGACAGGAGCAAGAGGACCGUCUGCAAGAUGCGCCUCCGCCACGGAGAUGUCAUGGUCAUGGAGGGCGAGGAGAUGCAGCGUCUCUUCGAGCACAAGGUCGAGCCUGAAGGCUUGCGAUACGCCGCUACCGCCCGCUUCGUCGGGCCCGACCACCUCAAUCCAGCGCCGAAGCCUCGUCCUCAGCCCGCUUCUAGCGGCCUGCGCUUCGCCUACCAGGAGUCGGCUUCGAGCUCCGCCGCUCCCGCUCUCUCCAACGUUGGUGCCUCGGCGAGCAAGGCUGCUUACGUCGUCCCGCCCGAGUCGAAGAAGCCCGCCGGCAUAGCAGGAUGGCAGGCCUACGUUCAGCAGAAGGACGCGCAAAUCUUUCCCUCAGCCGUCCCGACCGGCACGCAGACUCCAGGCUCGUCAGCUCGUCCGGCUGCUCGUCGUCAGCCGACUUUCAUCCAGCCCUCCCAAGUCCCGCCUGACGAAUGGACCCGUCCCAAGAUUCCCCUCAGCGCUUUGCCGCCUCUUCCCUCUCUCCCGCCCGCCUCACAGCCGUCGUCACACUGGACGCUCACGGUCCUUGCGGGUCUUCCCCUUCGUCCGCCCGGUCCGCUUCCCUCGCCAAACCCGCUCGCAACGCACAUCCCCAUCCGCAUGUCGCAGCCCACGCCUCCGCCUGCGCCAGCUCCCGCAUUUGGAGCGCCUCCGCAGGUGAUGCAGCCUCCGUUGCUCGCACAGAGCGCGAUUGAGCGGCGACGAGCCGGACUACUCGCGCAGAACCAGGUGAUGAUGAUGGCGCCUUGGGUACCGGUCAACGUCGCGCCGACGUUCGCCCCGAUGGGCGCGAUCGUCUUCCCGACGAUGGCCAUGCCGAUGCCGCAGGCUAUGCCACGUCCUUUCUGA